This is a messenger RNA of Glycine soja, 2069 nucleotides long. RefSeq lists its product as uncharacterized. Gene Ontology annotation, cellular component: intracellular membrane-bounded organelle. The transcript is spliced from 3 exons. Bases 716 to 1729 code for a protein of 337 amino acids. Lineage: Eukaryota; Viridiplantae; Streptophyta; Magnoliopsida; Fabales; Fabaceae. The record is from RefSeq and is a predicted model, not a curated record.
AUAUAAUUCCCAAAACUUACAUACAAGAAUUCGUUUAUAAAUAAAUGAAAUAAAUUCUUUCAUUUUAUUUUAAGAUUGCAAAGUGCAAACGUAGUUAAGCGAGGAUGAGAGCAUUUAGCAUGACAAAAAAAACAGGAAGUACAGAAUUCUCUGCAGUCAAAUAGUAUGCUCCAGCUUAACAGUUAGCAGGUUGCUUGGACUUGGAUAAAAAUAGCAAAAAGUUACAGCAAUCAAAAUUUUAUAUUGGUAUUUAAUCAUACAUGGUUGACUACAACUUAAGUAAUAACCAAUUGGAUCAUCACAAGAUUUAGUUCUUUAUUAAAAGCUUACAGUUUCUUUUGUAAUAGGAAGUUACUUAGGAACUUGUCCAAGAGAUCAGUGUCUCCAAAAAAAUAGCCACAUAUUGACCAUAAUCUUGGCUUUUGAGGCAAUACCUUCCCAUGAAAGAAAUCCAAUUAGUUACCAUUAAGAAAAAAAUGUUUAAACCAAGUUACCGUCCCAUGGUAGAAAUGCACGAUUACGAAAUAGUCCUGUCUUCUUCUGCACGUUUUCUUCCACCUCCAUUGAUUGAAGUUAUUACUGGCUGUUAACGGGUCGGGUCGCGCAGCCGGGGAUGUUAGUUAGAUUUAGAUAGAAAGGGUUGACCCGACAGGAGUGGCUUUGUGAAGUGCACUGCUGCGUUUAAUUGGAAAAAAAAAAUUAAUCAGAAACGCAAAUGUCAAGAAUCACCCAAUUCCGAGCUCUACUACUCCGCGGCACCACCAACCAGCGCUCCCCUCUCCGCCGCCCCGCCGUCGCCGAUUCUUCAUUUGCAUCAAAACCCUCAUUCUCUAAUGCCGCCGCGUUCCGCGCCUCUUCGCCUGUGUUCCACCCGCAACAACGCCUCGGCAAUAGCACCUUCCGAUUCUUCUCAUCCAAUUUCGACAAAGGCUUUGCGCAGAAGGUAUUUGAUAAACCGGCCGCCACGGUGACCUCGGCCUUCUCGCGUUACCGCGAGGCAAUUGGGCUGCAAAUCGAGGCGUUCUUCAAGAGGAAUACUCUCUUUCUGUGGGGCGCCGGUGGCGUUGUCCUCUGCGCUUUUCUGUGGAGGAUCCUUUUCGGGAUCGCUAACCUCUUCGUUGGACUCUCCGAAGGCAUGGCCAAGUAUGGCUUCCUUGCCCUUUCAUCUGCUAUCGUUGCUUUUACUGGCUUGUAUAUCCGUGCGAGGCUCACGAUCAACCCGGAUAAAGCCUAUAGAAUGGCCAUGACGAAACUUAACACGUCGGCUGGGAUUCUUGAAGUUAUGGGUGCCCCUCUUUCUGGAACUGAUUUGAGAGCCUAUGUCAUGUCAGGGGGUGGGCUCACUGUAAAGAAGUUCAAGCCAAGUGUUAGGGGCCGACGGUGUUUUCUCAUUUUCCCCAUAAGAGGGUCUGAGAAAAAGGGUCUAGUCAGUGUUGAAGUCAAGAAAAAGAAGGGCCAGUAUCAUAUGAAGCUGCUGGCUGUUGAUGUUCCCAUGGCUUCUGGUCCAGACCAGCGGUUGUAUCUAAUUGGGAAUGAAGAAGAGUACAGGGUCGGUGGGGGGAUAAUAUCUGAGCUAAGAGACCCUGUAGUGAGAGCAAUGGCAGCAACCAAGGAAUUUGAUGAUCUUGAUGAGAUUGAGGAAGAGGAAGAUGCUGAAAGAGAACGGCAAGAGGCUGAAAGAAAGGAGCAUGAAGAGAUUGAAAAGCUUGAAAAGAGUAGUGGCACCUAGUGGAUAGACUUUCGUGAUGUUUCUCUUGUGAUUUAUUCUCUUGUUGAUUACAGGAGGUUGAUGUUGUUUAAACACAUUUUGUUUUGUAUCAGUUCGAGUUUUCCCUAGAUUUAGAAACCCUUGUACCACAAAUGACCAAGUUUAUCUGAAAAUAAAGCUGACAGGGAUCAACGUGCAUUGGAAUGGACUCGGCAUUUGUUGGUUUCGAUGUAGCCUUGUCUCAAGUGGAUAAUCCUUGUCUACGAUAUAGUUACUAUCUGCCAUGGUUGGAUGUCAUUUCAGGAACCUAAAUUUUGACCCACCUGGCCCAUUCCCCUUGAAUGGAAAGUUGUUUCUAGUA